Molecule: messenger RNA, 1481 nt
Organism: Aethina tumida (small hive beetle)
Lineage: Eukaryota; Metazoa; Arthropoda; Insecta; Coleoptera; Nitidulidae
Exons: 2
Coding region: 48-1313 (421 amino acids)
Biological process (GO): double-strand break repair; positive regulation of DNA repair; protein K63-linked deubiquitination
Cellular component (GO): BRCA1-A complex; nuclear body; BRISC complex
Source: RefSeq, a predicted model, not a curated record
AAAUAAAACACCUAACCUGUUAGUUGAGGUCAAAUUUAAGUUUGAAAAUGUCAAAAAGAAAUAAACAAGAUGUUUUCGACGAAAACAAAGAUGAACACAAUGACUUGAUGAAUUCAAGUAAUCUACGCAAAAGAGAAUACAUAAUCCCUAUACAAAUUGAAAAUACAAACACACAACAUGCGCAAAAAAAAGAUUUGCCUAGACAGGAUGUGAGAGGAAGUUCCAAAACUGAUUUUGGUUCACAUGUUGAAAAGACUGAAAUUGAUGAUCAAAUAUUCAGUUCCCCACAGCCUUUUAAAAGUCAAGAAUUAAAAAUAACACCAUGUAAAUCUAAUACUCAUUUUACUAGUGAACAUGUUGACUUAAUUCCCUCAUUUGUACCUGGCCAACCAUAUAGAACUCGAAAGGAAACUACUACAGAAGAUACAAAAGCAGUUGAUGAGAAGCAGAAAGCAAUUAAUUGUGCUUUAAAUGAGGUAUGUCACAGUUAUCAGUCAGAAUCCAAUGAACCCAGUAUAUGCAGUGAAAAAUCAAAAUAUAAUAUAAAGUCUUUAUUAGAGGUUGUAACUGAACAGGAUAAAUUCUUCAAAAUUUAUACUGAUUAUAAGGGAAGGUAUGAUGGAUCAGUGGAUAAUAUUUUAAAAACAAUAGGAAAACCUCACAUUAAGGAAAAAAUAAUAUUUAUAAUCGAUACUGGUAGAGAUGAAAAUAGUACACCAUUUUUAAUAAAAGAAGGAGUAGUUGACACAUUGUCUUUAAUAAAAUAUAAGUUAAAGAAAUAUGUGGAGCUUAAAAGUGGUGAAAUAAAAUACCAUGAGUUUGCCAUAAUAUUACUGAAUGCAAAUGCUGCAAAUAUGUAUUUAGAUUUUACAGAUAAUUUAGACCUUAUUAAAUCAAAAAUUUCAUCUAUUAAUGAAUGUUCAGAAGUUGAAGAUGUUUUCAAUUUCAAUCAAGUAUUUGAUAUACUUAGAAACAUCCCUUCUCCAAAUAUUGAUCAGAAGGGAUCAGAAUUACUGGAAUACAUAAUACAUCCAAUUAUGUUCUUCCUUCGAUCGUACACAAUCCCAGUGUAUGAUAAAGAAGAGUACAAAGAUCUAUUGAAUGCUGAACACUUUUUCUUAGAUAUUAUUUUGUCCCAUGAAAUUGUUGGGGCAGAAAAUAAUGUUAAAAUCAUAUGUGAUAAAUUUCAGGACAUGUUGAACAAAAAUGGAAGUUUAAUACCAAUUGGUCGAAAUCUGAAAAGAUUACAUCAUGCAUUUAAUAGAGCGUUUGGAAACCCAUACCAAAGAGCUUUACAAAUUCUGAAAGACUAAACAUGGUUUUAUUUUCAUGUUUUUGUUUUCUAUUGUUUUUAUGAAACUGUUUGAUGAUAAAUAUUCCUGUGGAUCAUUUUAGUUUUCAGAGUUUAAAUAUGUUUAAUUUACUAAUUUAUUGUUAAAAUUUAUGUUUUUAAUUUUAUAACCAAUAAAUACAUUUAUAAA